Messenger RNA from Gadus morhua (Atlantic cod), 2357 nucleotides. It is a transcript of the gene tbx18, whose product is annotated as T-box transcription factor 18. Gene Ontology annotation, cellular component: chromatin; nucleus. NCBI's taxonomy places the organism in Eukaryota, Metazoa, Chordata, Actinopteri, Gadiformes, Gadidae. Gene Ontology annotation, molecular function: DNA-binding transcription factor activity, RNA polymerase II-specific; RNA polymerase II cis-regulatory region sequence-specific DNA binding. The record is from RefSeq and is a predicted model, not a curated record. Gene Ontology annotation, biological process: regulation of transcription by RNA polymerase II; positive regulation of DNA-templated transcription; morphogenesis of embryonic epithelium. The coding region runs from base 366 to 1916 and encodes 516 amino acids. The transcript has 8 exons.
AUCCUCGCGCUGUGAUUGGCCGGCCUUGCGCGUUGACUGACAGGUUUCCUCCCCGCUUUCUCCAGACCCUCUGAUUAUUGACACUUCACCCAAAGCCUCGCUCACUGCCUCCUCGCUUGCACACGCUCGCGGAUAACCGACAAGCAUUGGACUGGUGCUCACCCAACCUCGCGCUCCGAUGUCAACCCAAAAAGUACCCGUAAACUCAACGCCUUCAUAACGGCGGGACAGAGCGCAGAGCUGGGUCGUGGAUUCCUAUUGGGCUGGUGACGUUUCUCCUUCCUCUUCUUUCUACGACUCAUCUUCUUCUUAAAAGUUGUGAAGUCCCUCACUCACGUUCGCUCGCGCUCGGAAGACGGUUAGAAAUGGCCGAGAAGCGACGCUCGCCAUGCACGCUGAGCGUCAAAGCGCACGCGUUCUCCGUCGAGGCGCUGAUCGGCGCGGAGAAAAGGCGUAAGAUCGAGGAGGGCACCCUGAAGUGCUUCGAGGACGGCGCCGAUGCGCCCGAGGACACCGGGAGCGCGGGGACGCGGCCUGAGAGCACGAGCCUCAGCGACCGGGGCAGCGAGAUAGAGUGCGCGAGCGACUGCUCACCGGAGAGCGGAGAGGAUCUGCGGUCAGAUAGCCCGCUGCCAGAGGGUCUCUGCGCGCCGCCGGUGAUCGCGUCCCCGCUGCCCGGAGACGAGAUGCGCGUGGACCUACAAGGCUCGGACCUGUGGAAACGGUUCCACGAAAUCGGAACCGAAAUGAUAAUCACCAAGGCCGGAAGACGUAUGUUCCCCGCUAUGCGUGUGAAGAUCUCAGGUUUGGACCCGCACCAACAGUACUUCAUCGCUAUGGACAUCAUACCCGUGGACAACAAACGCUACAGGUACGUGUACCACAGCUCCAAGUGGAUGGUGGCGGGGAACGCGGACUCCCCGGUGCCCCCGCGGGUCUACAUCCACCCGGACUCCCCUGCGUCGGGGGAGACGUGGAUGCGCCAGGUGGUCAGCUUCGACAAACUUAAGCUGACCAAUAACGAACUGGAUGACCAAGGACACAUUAUACUGCACUCCAUGCAUAAAUACCAGCCGCGCGUGCACGUGAUCCGCAAGGAGUGCGGAGAGGAGCUGUCCCCUGUGAGGUCCGUGCCGCUGGGCGAGGGCACGAGGACCUUCUCCUUCGCCGAGACGGUGUUCACCACAGUCACCGCCUACCAGAACCAGCAGAUAACGAGGUUGAAAAUUGACAGAAAUCCUUUUGCCAAAGGAUUCAGAGACUCUGGCAGGAACCGGAUGGGCUUGGAGGCCUUGGUCGAGUCUUACGCCUUCUGGCGGCCGUCCCUGCGGACGCUCACGUUCGACGACAUCCCCGGCGGGGCCAAGCAAGGAGUCCCGGGGCAUCACGGAGGCCUGGGAGCGUCGUCCCACCUGCUCUCGUCCUCCCCGUGCUCCUCCCCUUUCCAGAUGUGCCCGCUAAGCCCGCCCGACUACGCCUGCAGCCGGCCGUCGCACCCUCUCCAUCGCUACGGCAACCCAACCGAGCACUUCCCGCAUCCAAGAGGCCCGUCGGCCUAUGAGGGAGAAGGGUUCUGUUCCCUGCCGCUCCCCGCCUCGCAGAUCGGCUACCUGCCCAACCACGCCCCUCAGGGCUACGCCGGACUCCGCCUCCACACGCCGCCCUACAGUCUCUACGGUUACGCCUUCCCCCCCUCCCCCCGCCUCGCCACCAGCCCCGAGAAAAUGGCCGCCGCCGCCGCAGCAGCCAGUCAUCAGAACUCAUUCCUUGGCUCCUCCCCCAGUGGAACUCUGACGGACAGUCUGGGCAUGCUCAGUGGGGGACAGCAGGGCUUCCUGUUCGACACCCGGACCUUAGCAUUGGCUAACGGCCAGCAAGGGGGCGGGUCCUCGCAGGUGCCUGCACACAUGGGGUGAGCUGGACUCUGGUCUCCGGAAACCAACCAGGGUUUGUCUUAGAAAAAGCGAGAUCUUUGUCGGACGCAAAAAACGCUUCCACAAACGUUUCCGCCGUGUUCCUCAACAAUGGAUGGAUAGAAGAAAAAAAGCAGGAGGAAAAGAGGAUGAAAGCUCCGUCGCAUUGUUCCGGGCGAGGCCGCAGACUAUAUAUCAGCCGCCUGCCAUGGGAAUAUUUUUAACUUGUUGUUGUUUUUUUCUUUACAAUUAUUCUGUGGGACCGAAAGCGUUUUGGACACAGCUGUGAGGAGCUGUGGUUUUGGGACGAGGCCCCUUCGAAUAACAUAACCUAGCAACUGAACUGAAACAGAGCGAGGGAUCGGAGCCACGCACACAGGGCCGAGGCCGAGGACAGGCUGACCCGGGGUCCGUGGAGCAGCGUGAGCAGCGUCAGCCGCCCCC